Molecule: messenger RNA, 2805 nt
Organism: Dendronephthya gigantea
Lineage: Eukaryota; Metazoa; Cnidaria; Anthozoa; Malacalcyonacea; Nephtheidae
Product: octopamine receptor-like
Exons: 6
Coding region: 1076-2131 (351 amino acids)
Biological process (GO): chemical synaptic transmission; G protein-coupled receptor signaling pathway, coupled to cyclic nucleotide second messenger
Cellular component (GO): dendrite; membrane
Molecular function (GO): G protein-coupled serotonin receptor activity; neurotransmitter receptor activity
Source: RefSeq, a predicted model, not a curated record
UUCAGUACCGAUGGUGUCUCCAAAGUACACGGGAUGCACAUUCAAAUAUCGAAACUUAGUCAACGAAAAAAAAAGCGGGAUAACACUUCCCGAUGAUUCAAGAUGUAUGGUCGAGUUCAUUUAGGUCAGAAGAUGUUCCUCAUUGACCCAUGCAUAUAUGUACAAUUAAGUAUCGACUGCGCCCUACCGCGUUCGAAUGAGUUCUUUUAUCAACACGCACAAAUUCUAAGCGUUGAAAUUCUAAGGGAAUUUCCAGUAUCUUCGUAUUUCCUCGAUCUAUUUCGUUUCUCAGAAUCCCUGACAUCAUUACCUUUACGUCAUUUCCAGGAACAGACAUUUACAACCCUAUGUUAUACUGUAUAAUUGUUUUAAAUUCCGUUAUAGUAUUUCUUUGAAUCGCUCUCCUAUAGAUGGCUUAGCACUAAAUUGGCUAUUGACAGUUGCAUAUAACCUGUAGAGUUGGCAUUGAUACUGCAAGGCCAUACAGCUGCGUUUGAUCAGCGCCCGGAGAAGCAAGCGUUUAUUUUUGGCUGUAAAACAUCAGAUUGGUACAACAUCAAUUGAUCUAAAUUUGUAAUUAAACGAUAAAGACAAACUUUCUUCUGAAUUUAUUUUAAUACACUGAUUGUAAAUAUUAAAAUAUACAUACGAAUUUUAUCACGAGCGUCAAACGGAACUGAUGACGUGUUUGUAAGAAGAACUUUAUAGGUCAAAAAUUAUAUAAUUAUAUACUCAUCAAAUUGAUGAAUUGUGGGGCGAAGUACGUGUGAUCACGAACGUGUCAACAAAGACCAGACGAAUCAGAUUUAUUCAGCAUUCUCAUAAUAUACAGUUUCGUUAUUCCGGUUACGUGUGGGUCACUCACACUCAGUCAGACUGAACGCGAUCAAUCGUCCCUACCAAUAACCCAUGGUAGCACGUUGAACCGUUUAAGAAGAAGACGUUGUGUGAAUCAUCGAGAGAAAUUCACAGUCGGUUUGAAGGGUAAUUCGUCUUUGAGGAGCUUCGUGGGAUUGCAUGCAGCCAAUAAGGUUCGACCUGAACGCUCAAGUAAACAACGCGGAAUUGCAGCGCGAUGCAAACUCCGCUAAACAGUUCCGAGGAAAUCCUCUUUCAGAAUGACACCAAAGUCGCUCUCAAUACGGACGUUAUCAGCGCCAUCUUGGGAGCCGUGAUGGUGUUUACUAUCUUCGGAAAUAUUCUGGUCUUAUUUUCGUUCCACGCGCAACCAUCACUGCGCAAGGUCAAAUACUUUCCCAUCUUCAGCCUAGCUUUGGCGGACCUGCUGUGCGCGGUCACCGCGAUGCCGCUGUACAUAACGAAAAAAAACGCCUCGUCGGAAAACAUCGACGCCCGAUUGGUCUGCGAUCUUUACCGAUUCUCGUACUUCUUCACCGAGUAUGCGUCGAUCAUGAGUUUGAUGGUGAUAAGCAUCGAACGAUUUCUCAACAUCAAAUUUCCUCUCAAGUAUAUGAACUGUAUGCGUGCACGCGUUAUGAUUUGCGUGCUCGUUGCGUGCUGGGUCGAAGCGUUGAUCGUUGCAACGAUGCCGUUUUACUGGCGUAACGAGAAAGACAAAGAAUGCACGAACUCGCCGACUUCGACGUGGAGCAUUGUAGCAAUAUCUGUGAACGUUUUUCUUCCAUUCUUAAUCAUGUUCUCGUCUCAUUGUUAUAUUUAUUGCAAGACGCUGUGUGAAUUCUGUCAAGAUCACAGUGCUGCACAUUCGGCAACACCCGAUCAUCGUCGACGGAAAACGGUCGUACGCGUCGAGAAAUGGAAAAUAGAGAAAAGAGCAACGAUCAGUUUUUCCGUUGUGGUCGGCGUGUUUAUAAUCUGCUGGGGUCCAUCGACUAUUUACUAUUUCACGGCCAAUGUUUCUCCCGAGACGUUCGCUGACCAAUCGUUCAAACGCUACAAAUCCAUCGUCGGUGCAACGAUGAAGAUCCUAACGUUUUGCAAUUCAUUCAUGAACCCUGUCAUAUACUUCUGGCUGAACAUCGAUUUUCGGAAGGCUUUUAUACGAAUUUUGAAACGAGAACGGCAAAUGAGGACGCGCGCGGGGACUGGGAAUUCCGUAACAAUGACCUUAUUUGGCAGCUUACAUCAAAACAAUGUCAAUCAUGUUUAGCCAGUAAGCCAGGAGCCAGGGAAUGGCGGGAAAGAACUAGGACCAGUUGUCAAAUGAAAAUCCAUUUCUCGGUUGAAACAACCCGAUAUCUUUUGGGAUAUAAAUUAUUUCGGCUUCAAAUUUAUGUCAGGACUAUAGUUCUUACAACUAAAUAUAAUCACAAAAUUUCGACUAGUUUUAUAAAGAAUAACAAAAGAUGGAAUCGAUUGAAUACUGCAGAAUGGAUUUGUAUUUUGACAACCCUCCUGAUUGGCGCGCUGAUUGGCUAAAAAAUGAAAGCGAGAUCACUUGAAUGUGAUCUACAUGAAUUUCAUGAUACGAACCACUGAUCUCGUAUAACACUGGAUACAGUAAUUAGUUAAAGUAUCUAUCAGAAACGAAGUCAGAAUCAACGAACUGCUAAAGAACCAGAACAGAAUGUGAAAUAUUUAAUGCAUGUGUGAUCCUCACCCGCAAAUGACGAAAUAUUUUAAGGACAUAGCUAAAAAGCCAUUAUAUGCACGGAACUCUAUUUGCAUAGAUAAGAUCUAAUGUAGAGCAGUUUCCGCAUAUUAUUUGCAUGGGUGGUACCAAGAAGUUCUAAUUAAGAACGCCCACAUUCAAGUUAUCAUAUUUGAGAGUAAUUUAACAACUAUGAAAAAAGUUUAUUCUAAAUAUAUAAAGUGCUAAUUUUA